AUGUCGUCUUCCAAGGGCUUUCAGAAUGACGACGAUGCCCAGUUGGCCGCCAUGGGCCACAAGGCCGAGUUGAACCGCAACUUUUCCAUGCUUUCCAUGUUAGGACUGGCCUUUGCUAUUCUCAAUACUCGUCCUAAAUCAAUCCCCAAGGUCUCGUUACAGCUGGUAUCUGUAACCUAUCUACCGCCGUCUCGCUGGCCGAGUUCUUGUCCGCCUAUCCCACGUGAGUUCCUACCUAUAGUCACUGGCGGUCAGAUCGGAUCUGACUGUGGUAUAGUGCUGGAGGACAAUAUCACUGGGUUGCAGUCAGUGAGUAAUCUCUCCCUCGUCAGCAUCGUUCGCUCGUCUAAUAUUCUCCAAGUCUCCUGGGAAAAAUGGGUCCCAAGUCUCUCCUGGAUCACUGGCUGGGCCAAUGUCUCGGGAUGGACGUACGAAGCGCAGCGCUGGCAUCAAUUUCUGCUUUACGUUGCCUACAAUAUCAUUGGCUUCCUUGUCAACUCGCUCAUGAACAAAGGCUUGCCACUGGUUACGAAGGGUGCCUUCAUCUGGUCGAUCACUGGUUUUGCGGUCAUCUCCAUCACCAUCCUUGCGUGCUCAUCUCCAAACUAUAGCUCUGGAGAGUUUGUCUUUGGAGAUUUUAUCAACACUACCGGCUGGCCGGAUGGACUUGCUUGGCUUCUCGGUUUGCUCCAAGGAGGUCUUGGUCUCACGGGAUUUGAUGGCGUUGCACACAUGAUUGAAGAAAUUCCAGACGCCUCCGUGGUCGGCCCGCGGAUCAUGAUCUACUGCGUUUCCAUCGGCUGUUUCACUGGAUUGGUCUUUUUGAUCGUCCUGCUGUUCGUCGCGGGAGAUAUCACCCAGGUGAUCAAUUCCACCGCCGGAUGUCUCCUCCAGAUCUUUAAAAACGCAACCGCCAACAAUGCGGGUGCGAUCUGUCUGCUCAUGUUUCCCCUGGUGUGCAUCUUGUUCGCGACAAUCACGAUCAUGGCCACCAGCAGCCGUAUGAUCUACGCCUUUGCGAGAGACGGAGGUCUUCCCGCAUCGCCAUUUUUCAGCAAGGUCCACGACAAGCUCAAAGUGCCUUUGAAUGCCCUGUACCUGACCAAUGCGCUGGUCAUCAUCUUCGGCCUGAUCUUCCUCGGUUCCUCUAGUGCAUUCAACGCCAUCGUCUCUUCAUCCGUGGUGAUGCUCGACAUCUCCUACGGCAUUCCCAUCGCUAUUAACUGCUUGCGCGGACGGAAAAUGCUGCCCGAGCGCCCGUUUGUGCUCCCCAAUGCCGUCGGCUGGACGGUGAACCUGAUUGCCCUGGCCUAUAUCUCCCUCACCACCGUCUUGUUCCUCUUUCCUCCUGAGAUCCCUGUGACAGGUAGCAACAUGAACUACUGUGUCGCCGCGUUCGGUAUUAUCCUGAUCAUCUCGACUUUCCAGUGGAUUGUGGAUGGUCGCAAGAACUUCACUGGCCCGCGGGUAGAUGUUGCGGUACUGUCGGGCGAGGUCGCUGUGGGCAGUAGCGAGCCUGUUGAGGGAACAAGUCCCUCGAAAGAUGCGAUGCAGCGUGAUUAA
Aspergillus terreus NIH2624 is the source of this 1563-nucleotide messenger RNA. RefSeq names its product GABA permease GabA. The record is from RefSeq and is a predicted model, not a curated record. Gene Ontology annotation, biological process: transmembrane transport. Gene Ontology annotation, molecular function: transmembrane transporter activity. The transcript is spliced from 16 exons. Gene Ontology annotation, cellular component: membrane. Lineage: Eukaryota; Fungi; Ascomycota; Eurotiomycetes; Eurotiales; Aspergillaceae. Bases 1 to 1563 code for a protein of 520 amino acids.